AUGUGGAAAAUUGUAAUCUUAUUAAUUGCCGUCUAUUGGUGCAACUCUGUUGAUUCGUUGUACGGAUUUCCUCUAUUAACGAAACCCAAGGGAAUAUGGGGCCUCCUCAAAGGGAAUUCGACCAGCCUCUGGAGGCAGAAUCAGCAUCAGGAGCCACGAGUGUACCCAGGCGGUGAAUGUGAUCGACCUUGUGGCGUUGAUGAACCAUCCAGAAUCUGCUAUUAUCAUUGGGUCUUGGAAAAUUACUCCGCCAUGGGAUCAGCAUGCUGGGACUGCCUGCGAGGCAACCGAGCUCACUGCUUCCAUCCACAAUGCGUCACAGCCAACGGCUUGGAGCGUGGCAUUGUGACAAUCAAUCGAAAGAUGCCCGGCCCGCCGAUUUUCGUCUGCAAAGGCGAUACCAUAGUAGUGGACGUCACGAACGAGAUGGAAGGUAUGGCCGAUACAAUCCACUGGCACGGUUUUCAUCAGAUGAAGUCUCCGUGGAUGGAUGGAGUCCCGAUGGUGACUCAGUGUCCGAUAGCGCCCAGCACCAGCUUCCGAUACAUGUUCAAAGCGGAAGAACCAGGAACCCAGUGGUACCAUUCCCAUUCCGGGUUCCACAUGGUCAACGGUCAUCUUGGAGUGGCCGUAGUCAGAAACCCUCACGAUGUCAACAUAGAACUGUACGAUCAUGAUCUAUCGGAGCAUGUGAUAUUGAUAUCUGACUGGAGCUUGGAUUCCGUCGAACGGUGGAUUCCGGGGCAGCAAAGUUCACAGAUGAAAGUUGACUCCAUUCUGAUCAAUGGCCGAGGGCGAUAUUCUAAUGAAAUAACAGGAGCCAAAGUGGAUUACACUCCUUUAACCGUAUUCCGAGUUCAGUCUGGUAAACGAUAUCGAUUUCGGUUGGUUAGCGGUGGCAGUCAGUAUUGCCCAUUUCAGCUACAGAUCGAAAAACAUCAAAUGACGGUUAUUUCCACGGAUGGCGGAGCAGUUAAGCCGCAUACAGUUGAUACAUUAAUUUCGAUUUCCGGUGAGAGGUACGAUUUUGUGCUUCAUGCGGAUCAACCAUCAGGAAACUACUGGGUACGGGUCAGGGGCAUCGGAUUUUGCAACCAAAUGCGUGUGGAAGGAGUCGCCAUUCUUUCCUAUGCUGAUCCUAGCAUUCCCACCGAGAAGCUCGUGUUUCCCGAAGGUGAUCUACCAAAGUAUGACAGCCCAUACCCAGUGGGUCGCACAUUGAACCAUCACAUGACUGCAUGCUACACUCCCGGAGAUGACUUCACCUGUGCAGCAGACCUUCAGUCUCACGAAGUUCACCGGGAUGAUGAGCUGAUAGACGUGGAACCAGAUGUAAAAUUGUUCCUCGGUUUCAAAGUACUCCGUGUCAACAAUAGUAUGCUAUUUACGCCCCCGUACAGGCGAUUUGCUACCGUUCGUGAUGAGUUCAACACUAUCGCAAUGGCCAACAAUAUAAGUUUUAUUUCUCCCAGCUUCCCUUUACUCAUCCAGCCGGAGCUCAUCGUUGACGAGAGCAAACAAUUUUGCAACAACUCUCACCUGCCGGACGGCUGUGACAAAUAUCACCUCUGCUUCUGCACCCAUCGAAUGAAGGCCAAACUGAACGAUAUCGUCGAAUGGACCCUGUACGACACAGCAUUCUCAGAACAAGACUUCUACCAUCCCUUCCACAUACACGGCCAUCGGUUCAUCAUCACUGACAUGGGUAAGCUGCCGGAAGAUGCUAAGGCCUCUCGGCUAAAAUUCCUUCAGGAACGGCAGUUCGCUCGGAGACCCAACAGUCACAAUCCACCCUACAAAGACACGAUAUCGAUUCCGAACGAAGGCUACGUGAAGAUACGUUUCAGGGCUAACAAUCCAGGUUUCUGGCUUGUACACUGUCACUUUGAAUGGCACCUGGGUACCGGCAUGGGAUUGGUCCUGCAGGUCGGCGAGGUGGAUCAAAUGUUGAAAGCACCAUCGGAUUUCCCUCGAUGUGGGGACUAUAAAUCGAAACUACGCGGGCUGAACUGAACUGACAAA
Molecule: messenger RNA, 2022 nt
Organism: Ochlerotatus camptorhynchus
Lineage: Eukaryota; Metazoa; Arthropoda; Insecta; Diptera; Culicidae
Exons: 9
Coding region: 1-2013 (670 amino acids)
Molecular function (GO): oxidoreductase activity; copper ion binding
Source: RefSeq, a predicted model, not a curated record